Molecule: messenger RNA, 474 nt
Organism: Jatropha curcas
Lineage: Eukaryota; Viridiplantae; Streptophyta; Magnoliopsida; Malpighiales; Euphorbiaceae
Gene: SMAP1
Product: small acidic protein 1
Source: RefSeq, a predicted model, not a curated record
AGUUCAUAGCUCAAAUCCGAGCAAUUUCAUUGAGAGAGAGGGAGAGAGAGAGAGAGAGAGAGAAAGUGAGAUGAGGCCAAUGCAGAUGGACUUCUUCGCCGACAUGGAAGAGCAGGGGUCGACGAUGGCGAUGGAGGUGGACGAUGUGGACCCACUCGAGAUUUUCGGCGAAGGUGUCAUCAACAUCGACAACAAGCUCGCCGACGCGGAUUUCUUCAACAAUUUCGAGGACGAUUUCGAUGACUCCGACAUCAACUGAUUCUCUUGUAUUCUCAAUCUCUACCGUGGCGCUAUCUGUGUCCCUUUUUCUUUCUAUCUUAGGAGGAUAGGGUUUGCUUUUUUAUCCGUUAAUCAUCAUUUGAGAGGAAAAGAGAAGAGUGUAUUGGAAAUUAUAUGUUGUCAAAUCAUAUAUAUAUGCGCUCUAGUUAAAUAUUUGCAGAAACAUUUUCAAUUCUCUCUUUUGUGAAUUUGCUA